UCUCUUCUGUAGCCGCCCAAGAUGCCGAAGGGAAAGAAGGCCAAGGGGAAGAAGGUGGCCCCGGCCCCUGCCGUGGUCAAGAAGCAGGAGGCCAAGAAGGUGGUGAACCCCCUGUUCGAAAAGCGGCCCAAGAACUUCGGCAUCGGCCAGGACAUCCAGCCCAAGCGGGACCUGACCCGCUUCGUCAAGUGGCCGCGCUACAUCCGCCUGCAGCGCCAGCGCGCCAUCCUGUACAAGCGACUCAAGGUGCCCCCCGCCAUCAACCAGUUCACGCAGGCGCUGGACCGGCAGACGGCCACGCAGCUGCUCAAGCUGGCACAUAAGUACCGGCCCGAGACGAAGCAGGAGAAGAAGCAGCGGCUGCUGGCCCGCGCCGAGAAGAAGGCGGCCGGCAAGGGCGACGUCCCCACCAAGCGGCCCCCCGUGCUGCGAGCUGGGGUCAACACUGUCACCACGCUCGUGGAGAACAAGAAGGCGCAGCUGGUAGUGAUCGCGCACGACGUGGACCCCAUUGAGCUGGUGGUCUUCCUGCCUGCGCUGUGCCGGAAGAUGGGGGUGCCCUACUGCAUCAUCAAGGGCAAGGCUCGCCUGGGCCGCCUGGUCCACAGGAAGACCUGCACCGCCGUGGCUUUCACACAGGUCAACUCGGAAGACAAAGGAGCGCUGGCCAAGCUGGUGGAAGCCAUCAGGACCAACUACAAUGACAGAUAUGACGAGAUUCGGCGGCACUGGGGCGGCAAUAUUUUGGGUCCAAAGUCUGUGGCACGCAUUGCCAAACUGGAAAAGGCAAAGGCUAAAGAACUGGCCACCAAAUUGGGCUGAGUUGUGGUCCCUGAGGUCCAUGCUCCAGUCUGUACAUAGACAUCAUAAUAAAAGUUUUCUUCA
Messenger RNA from Sorex fumeus (smoky shrew), 885 nucleotides. It is a transcript of the gene RPL7A, whose product is annotated as ribosomal protein L7a. Gene Ontology annotation, biological process: ribosome biogenesis. Bases 22 to 822 code for a protein of 266 amino acids. The transcript is spliced from 8 exons. Lineage: Eukaryota; Metazoa; Chordata; Mammalia; Eulipotyphla; Soricidae. The record is from RefSeq and is a predicted model, not a curated record. Gene Ontology annotation, cellular component: ribonucleoprotein complex.